Messenger RNA from Hevea brasiliensis (rubber tree), 1887 nucleotides. RefSeq names its product protein SHORT-ROOT-like. The record is from RefSeq and is a predicted model, not a curated record. Gene Ontology annotation, molecular function: sequence-specific DNA binding; DNA-binding transcription factor activity. Gene Ontology annotation, cellular component: nucleus. Lineage: Eukaryota; Viridiplantae; Streptophyta; Magnoliopsida; Malpighiales; Euphorbiaceae. The transcript has a single exon. Gene Ontology annotation, biological process: regulation of DNA-templated transcription. The coding region runs from base 191 to 1462 and encodes 423 amino acids.
AUAUAGCUAUUGGCUCUUGAUCAUUUCUUAACUCAAAUGAAAUUGAGUUAUGCAAAUACGCUGCCUCUAGAGUCAAAGGAGGCCUCCCCCAACAUUACACACGGACAGAACUAUCUAUGCCCCAAAAGAAACAUAUACACACUUGUUCCCUCUCCCCAAGAGAAGCAAUGAUCACGGAGAUCCUAUAGACAUGCAAAGCAACAACCAUAGCAACUACAACAACAGCAGCAACAAUCAUCCCCAAAAUAGCCACACAUCGACCAGCUGGUCAUCGGAUUCCGGUGAGCCUUGUGGAUCUACAGGUAACAAAUGGGCAUCAAAGCUUCUUAGGGAGUGUGCAAGAGCCAUCUCCGACAAGGACUCAUGCAAAAUCCACCAACUUCUAUGGAUGUUAAAUGAGCUUGCCUCCCCUUAUGGAGAUUGUGAUCAGAAAUUGGCAUCUUAUUUCUUGCAAGCUUUAUUUUGUAAGGCGACGGAGUCCGGCCACCGAUGCUUCAAAACCCUAACUACAGUAGCUGAAAAGAGUCACUCCUUUGAUUCUGCUAGGAAGUUGAUACUAAAAUUCCAAGAGGUAAGCCCCUGGACAACUUUUGGUCAUGUUGCUUCUAAUGGUGCAAUCUUGGAAGCCUUAGAAGGUGAAACCAAACUUCACAUAAUUGAUAUUAGCAAUACCCUUUGCACCCAAUGGCCUACUUUGCUUGAAGCGUUAGCCACAAGAAACGAUGAGACCCCACGUUUAAAGCUCACUGUUGUAGUUACUGCUGGCAUCGUGAGAUCAGUCAUAAAGGAAAUAGGCCAAAGAAUGGAGAAGUUUGCUAGGUUAAUGGGAGUUCCCUUCGAGAUCAACGUAAUAAGUGGGCUAAACAAUUUAUCAGAGCUCAAUCAGGAAGGAUUAGGUGUUCAAGAAGAUGAAGCUAUAGCGAUCAAUUGCAUCGGAGCAUUGAGAACAGUUGAAAUAGAGGAAAGAAGUUCUUUGAUCCGAAUGUUUCAAUCACUUAACCCUCGGGUUGUGACAGUGGUUGAAGAAGAAGCUGAUUUUACUAGCUCAAGAUAUGAGUUUGUCAAGUGCUUUGAAGAGUGCCUUAGGUAUUACACUCUAUACUUUGAGAUGCUAGAAGAAAGCUUUGCCCCAACUAGUAAUGAGAGAUUGAUGUUGGAAAGGGAGUGCUCAAGAAGCAUAGUUAGGGUUUUGGCUUGUGAUCACGAAGAAAAUGAUGGAGGAGGAGGAGGGGGAGAGUGUGAGAGAAGGGAGAGAGGAAACCAGUGGUGCGAGAGACUCAGGGACGUGCUUACGCCGGUCGGAUUCAGUGAUGAUGUUGUGGAUGAUGUCAAGGCAUUGCUUAAGAGAUACAGACCUGGGUGGUCAUUUAUGCAACCCCCACAAGGAGAUCAAGAAGGUUCAGGACUUUACUUGACAUGGAAAGAGGAACCUGUAGUAUGGGCAUCAGCGUGGAAACCCUAAUCAUCAUCUCUACACACUACUACUACUCAAGCAGAUCAUGGGAAUUUAUUCAGAAGCUGGAUAUGAGAGUUGAUUGCCCAUCAUGAACAAUUAGAUUUGAUGAUGGAGUUUAUUACUUUUUUCUUAUCCCAAAUCUUCUUCUUCUUCACAUAGUCAUAGUUAUUAUCAUGCAUAUUUUUAAUUUUAUCUUUAUGUCCAAGUACUUUUCUGCUCUUCUUCUUUAUGCUUGGGAGUUUGUGUUGCUUUUUUAACUGCUUUUAGAUCAUCUUAUUUGUUUGAAGGUGUUUGCACUUGUGCUUCUUUUUUCUGUUCCAUAACAUCAUCCCAUUUCCUCGUUUGGAUUGCUUGCUCAGUAUCUUUCUCCUCAACUCUUAGUAAUGGGGGAAUUUGUAACAAAAUCUUCAUAGUGUUCAUUUUUACAUAUA